This is a messenger RNA of Pararge aegeria (speckled wood butterfly), 1549 nucleotides long. RefSeq lists its product as uncharacterized. NCBI's taxonomy places the organism in Eukaryota, Metazoa, Arthropoda, Insecta, Lepidoptera, Nymphalidae. Gene Ontology annotation, cellular component: ubiquitin ligase complex; cytosol. The transcript is spliced from 4 exons. Gene Ontology annotation, biological process: ubiquitin-dependent protein catabolic process; protein ubiquitination. Gene Ontology annotation, molecular function: ubiquitin protein ligase activity. The record is from RefSeq and is a predicted model, not a curated record. The coding region runs from base 40 to 1395 and encodes 451 amino acids.
CGCACGCGCCGCCCGCCUUUAGCACCGCCCGCCCUCGAUAUGCGCAUUCACAUGACAAAGUUCGUGCGAAACAGGUGUUUUUUUCUUAACACAAAAAUAAAUUUCACAAUAUUUAAUCAAAUUGAUAAAUCCAUUAAUAAGCGUAUUCCCUUUUGUAUAUUUUACUACACAAGUGUCGUAAAGUCGUUAUAUAUCUUGAGAAGAACUAUGGGUAUGAUAUCACGAGUGCGCGGUCGUAUAAGGAGUGAUUCUUUCUCGAAGAUUCACACAAUGAAAUCGGAGGACAAAAUUGCAAAUAUUGUAUGGCUGAUCUCAAUAGUAUUCCUGUUGCCAUACUGGGCGCCCCGGGGGCUGCUGGUGGCGCUGGGCGGGGCUUGGCUGAUGGCUGCCUACACUUGCCUGAUGGUACCGCUACUGAUCUCAGCUAACUACCGCUACCCUGCUCGGUGGUACCCCUCCGUCGCCAAACUAGCUAGAAAGAUAGGAAGACGCCUACGUGCUCCGGGUGCACGUCUGCUUGGGGUCCUGAAAACCGCCUAUGCGCCUAUAGAGCGCGCUGAGAGGCUGUUCCUACAAAUGAAUAACCUUUCCACGAUGAUAAGCCAGUUACUUAUUUUCACGGCGUGCGAUCGACUCCUGGUUUUCCGUGGACGACUGACGUGUCUUUACUCGCUGAUGUUUUACAACGUCGUCACAUACUCAGUAAACUACGUCCGUGAGAUAUGCACAAAAGAGGACUGGUCACCGUACGUAAACUUGACGCGCAACUCCCGCGUCAAACAUCUCGCGAUGUCAGCCACCAAAAUUGUCUUAGAAUGGACCAAAGCGGUCACAUUUAUAGUUACGAUAACAUUUAUCCUCCUCACCCUUGGACUGGAGCAGGGCUUAGAAUACUUCCGUCCAACAGCUCUGUACACACUCAUAACUGGUACAUAUUACUUGUUAUCAGAGAAAACUUUCUUGGAACUUUGGCCUAUUGCCUUGACAGCGUUUAAGCUGGAGAGGCUUGAGGGCAUGGAAUUGUUGUACUGUGGAUUUUGGGCAAGGGGAGUCACAACAUCCAUCGCAAUCCCUCUGGUGCCAGCUCUUAUGUGGAACGAGAGAUGGCGACUAGCUGCGUUGAUCCUGUACAUUUGUGUUGUUGUACACGGGCGGUAUAGACUGGGCGAAUCAUUUUCGAAGCUGAAGGAAGCGCAGGGUUCAUUGGCAAGGUUCCGCCGGGCCACCGCAGAAGAACUGUCCACUUUAGAGGAUGUUUGCGCGGUUUGCCUCGGGACAAUGAAAUCCGCGAGAGUGACACCUUGCGCGCAUUUCUUCCACGCAGACUGCUUGAGGAAAUGUCUCGCUGCUUCGGACAGGUGCCCGAUCUGCGUACGAGAAUAUGUAUUUUGCUGACGACUAGAAGAAGACUUCGAAUAAGACUGCUGGUUUAGCUUGUAGUUAAAUAACAUUCUAAUUUGACAUAUAAUUUGACAGCUGAUUGGCGCAGCGGGCAGCAACCCUGCUUUCUGAGUCCAAGGCCGUGGGUUCGAUUCCCACAACUGAAAGA